This is a messenger RNA of Pomacea canaliculata, 3823 nucleotides long. Its product is annotated as iroquois-class homeodomain protein IRX-6-like. The transcript is spliced from 7 exons. Gene Ontology annotation, cellular component: nucleus. Gene Ontology annotation, biological process: neuron differentiation; cell development; regulation of transcription by RNA polymerase II. The record is from RefSeq and is a predicted model, not a curated record. Gene Ontology annotation, molecular function: DNA-binding transcription factor activity, RNA polymerase II-specific; RNA polymerase II cis-regulatory region sequence-specific DNA binding. Lineage: Eukaryota; Metazoa; Mollusca; Gastropoda; Architaenioglossa; Ampullariidae. Bases 1163 to 2539 code for a protein of 458 amino acids.
AGCUGUGACAAAGUUCUUCGGUCUUCUUGUCGACAAGGAAGUAGCCGUCAACAGGAAAGACACGCUGUGCAGGGUGUGCAGCAUACGCACCGAUGUUUGUGAUGAUUAUUGCAAGCUGUGUAUGAGGAGGGCAAGGAUAAUAGCGAUUGCGACGACAGUGUACCUGUCAGGUGAGAAAAAAAAAAAAAGGCUGCGAUGAAGGUUGGACGAGUAGCACGAAGCGACACACACAAGAGCGUGAGAGCCUCGGUCAGCUGACUGGCCGUGACGACGUGAGCGCGCGUGCAAAUGUCUUGUUGUCUUGGGACCCUUGUGAUGAGCAGUUUGACUGACAGCCGCUGUACUGCUGACACCGACUGCCGUGCACUGGCCAGCAAGCAUUGUACAGGUUGUUGAGGUAGCUGGUGUUGACAGCCAGGUGGGUCUGCUGUGACCUCGUUGAGGUGAUACGCAUUUCACGGAGUUGAGGCUCCAGCCUGGCGGUGGUGUCCCUACACAGGUGCUUAUGUCAUGGAACUUAUGUUACACCUACAAGCACGCGGGUGCACGGGCCAGUGAGUGCGGAUAUGGACUAACAUCCUCUCGUUUUUCAGUGUCACUAUCGCGCCAGCACCCGUCCCACUUCAGUGAAUAGGUCACGUGCGCCCGGGUCGCCCCCUAACGACUAGCUGCCUGUGUGGAACACACACAUACACACACAUGUAUACACGCAGACAACAAAUGCACAAACACGAUCAGACGUGCGGCAGACCGCAAGAAAAGUUUGAGGCAUGAAAUAGAUGAAAGCAGCCGACACAGUGUCUGCCACCGACACCAGACAAACCUUGCUCAGGUUCACAGAGGUUUCAUCGACAUUCGUCUGUCCACUCAUCGAUAACAAGACAAAGAAAGUUCACAUGAUAACCAUCGCUAAGACCACAAACUGAAGCAGUCGAUCCCGCAGACAAUCAAAAGUCGAUGAGUUUAUUUGUUUACUUUUUUUAACAGUAAUUCUUAGCAGCCAGUGAAAUGUUGUGGACUCUGAGAGCUACCAGUGAUGUUGUUGUUGUUGUAGUGGCCCACAAACAACGACUGUUUAGGGUCAGUCCUAGUUUGUAGCUGGUGCCACAGAAUCGUCUGUGACUGAUAUCAGGACGGGGACAGCAAGGAGUCACCGAGGACAAUGUUCAGAACCACCUUCGAUGUGCAGUUCUCGCUGUCGGAGGCCUCCGCCAACUGCAAAGCAGCGACUCAGCAGACGUCACCAGGUGUGUCGCUGUUUUGCGGCGAGGGGCGUCCGUACCUGGCGAAUGCCCCACUGGGGCAGAGACUGUGCCUGUGCCCGGUCUCUCACGAAGGGCCCCAUUCUCAUCUCUCAGCCAGCGGGGGAGUGCUUUCUGGAGGACUCAAGCCCCUGGCAACCCACCCGAACACAGCUGUCCCACCCGGACACGAUGCUUCAGCCUUCUAUCCGCCGCUGUUUCGGGGACUUCCUGUUAGACCGGAACUAACAACUCUGACCUCUGGGGGUCCACGUCUACCCUUCGACCCUGCGAUGGCAGCUCAUCCUUAUGGACUACUAUAUGCAGGACUCGACGUCAACGGUCUGGGCAUGCGCAAAGCAGCAACUCGGGAGACAACGGGACCACUAAAGGCCUGGCUACACGAACACCGGAAGAACCCGUACCCGACGAAAGCAGAAAAAAUUAUGCUUGCAAUCAUCACAAAAAUGACUCUGACCCAGGUGUCCACCUGGUUCGCCAACGCCCGCCGACGAUUGAAGAAAGAGAGUCGUCUGUACACAGUAAAGGACGGCGCACAUGACGACAGCGACCACAACCCCCGCGACAGGGACGACGACGACGACGCCAAUGAAACAGACGACGACUGCGGGCUUUUACGCGGAUGUACAGACUCCGACGAGGACAUUAAUGUCGACGUGUCGGACAUAUCUGAUCACGAGGACGACCCUGUCACGCCCACCGCCACGUCCGCCUCUACCUCCUCCCCCAUGGGCAAGCACAGUCCGCUGUCCUCCUCCCCCAUGGGCAAGCACAGUCCUCUGUCCUCCUCGUCUCCACACACAUCGUUCACGUCGUCACCGCCAUUCGUGGCCAACCGCAUUCCUUUCUUUUUAUACACUUCUGGUAUCUCGCCGGCCAUGGCUCUCCACGGAGUGCCGAACGGAGUUGCCCAUGGCAACAGUUGUUCUACACAAGCGACCUUCUCAAAGACUUUGUCUCCAGCGGUCAUCGCACAGCCCUCGAUACCACUGGGUGCUGCAGCGACUGCCCCGUCCACAGCUGCUGCGCGCUCGUCCUCCUCCGUGGUGCAGUCGUCGCGGCCCAAGAUCUGGUCCAUUUCCGAGAUUAUCCACUCGGAAUCCGAAAGAACGUCAGCCACAGGGUCCGCGGCGAAAGUCAGUGAAAGUGACCGGAAGAAUGACCGGACAAAGGACGAUGACGUGUCACGUGACCGCUCCACUUGGCUGCAGCCCCUGGCUCUCGAUCAACAGCCGAACAGAACGAGGAGUCGUCAGGACAUGACCUGUCCGCCAUGACACCGGAAGCAGAAGGAAGACAAGCUACAUGUACUCGACUUCUGCCCUUGCUCCCGCGACAACGGGCAGAGCAACUGGUUGGAUGACGUCACCGGUGGUUAAGAAGCCUCGCACAACGUCAUCAGACGUCAGCCUGUCGUCAGAUAACGAUCUUCCGCCCAGAGUCACUUCCGCUCUCUACCCCGCUUCUAGCACAGAUGUCAGUCCUCAGACAGAAGCCCUCGACCUGCAGACCAAGAAAACCACAAACGACGUCAAGCCAGGAACAUAGGAGCGGACCUCAAACCAGGAGCAGAGCCUUCACUCCGUGUCCACACAACAAGAAUCAGACGAGGAACUUCAAGGCUUCAGUCAACGCUGGUCCAGCCUGGAAAGCGAACCGAGAUCCAGAAUCAGCAAGUGAAGCCCGCUUCCGAAAACAUCCUGUGUAUAUGUGUGUAUAUUUAGAUACAAUAUGUCCCUUAAGGGUUCUCUGAAGUCCACAGUGCCCAUACCAUCGGCACUCCCUGUCGCACACCACGAGGACCGGUGGCACUUCACAGGGUGGAGUUUUACAACAACAAGCCGCUAGUUAACGACUGUAUGUGGUAGAUACAUAGAGUAGAGGUGCACUUGUCUCUCAGUCCAGUUCCACUCUUGUCUCGACACUGAUCUCUACAGUAACAGACCUGUGGACGUAGAUGAGAGGUCAACGAGUCUUCCUCAUCAACACCAUGAACCCGACCUCUUGAGCAAUGGUCAAGGCACUAGUGGCCCUGGUUCCAGCACCACAGUCUGGUACUGUCCCCUGGUAACCUUUCACAACACUGUGACUGUGAGGAAUUGUUGCCAAGACAACGUAUGAACCAUCAGUUAUAGCAGGUUGUGAAUACGGAUUGUAAGGUUGACAGAGUGCUACAUAGUGAGAAUAAACUGGAUGCCUAUGUACAAGCACUUCUACAGUUCGCUCGGAGAUUCUGUCUCACCAUCCGACAAAACAUUUUGUAAAAGAAAACUAAAGCAUUGAAAAUGUCGGCUGUGUUUCUUACUCAGCUUCCCUCGCUGUUUCUAGAACUUCUUUGCCAGAAACCGGUUAUAAGACCACGAGCGUGGAUUGUAAUUUUUGCCGGCAAAGCAGCACUCUAAAGACCUGGGACACCUGUUCUGACAACACCUGUACUGGUAGCACCUCUAGCAGACAGCAGUACACCUUGUAGACCUUGUGACUGUAGAUGUCUAACUGUUUGUGUAGGUAUUUAAGACUUGUACAACUAAUACAUGUUAAUAAAUGCUUGAUCCUAACAA